This is a messenger RNA of Cavia porcellus (domestic guinea pig), 4202 nucleotides long. Its product is annotated as protein RoBo-1-like. Bases 164 to 829 code for a protein of 221 amino acids. Lineage: Eukaryota; Metazoa; Chordata; Mammalia; Rodentia; Caviidae. The transcript has 6 exons. The record is from RefSeq and is a predicted model, not a curated record.
AGAGAAGGAAGUGAGCUCAGAGGCCUGGGUGCCAGAAGCAGCAGCUCUCCUCGGGGGACAGGUGGGCUCCUGUCUCCUCAUAGAACCUCUCACAGAACCAAUCAAAGUGGGGCCUUCUCCAGUCUGCCUUCUAGAGGGAAACCAAAGGACAGAGAGUGUCACCAUGCUCCUGCCCUCCAUCCUGAAGAGCGUCUUCACCAUCUGUGUCGCAGCUGCCUUCCUGCUCACCACUGUGGAGAGUUAUGGGUGUACACAGUGCUCCAAGGACCAAUGCAGCACUAUGCCCUCCAAGACCUGCCACACCUCCCAGGCCUGCUUCAGCCGUAAGGAGGAGCUAAAAGCUUCAGGGCAAGUGAUUCGCGGCCCUUACCAGGAGAAAGGCUGUUCUCCAGGAGUGUGCACCCCGCUGGCCUUCUCAGCAACAAUGGGGAACAAAACGACUUUCAGCUACAACUAUCAGUGCUGCCACAGUGAACAAUGCAACAAGAAGGAUGUCCCCAUGCCAGUGGACUCUAAAGUCAAUGGUGUCGUGUGUCCUGCUUGCUACAAUGAAACUGGCCUGGGCUGUGACCCAGUCUUCUUGCACUGCACAGGGAAAGAGACGAAGUGUGCUGAGGUGGUCGGCGUAGUCAGAAUUAAUGACAUCAAUAUCUUUGGGUUAUUUGCUCUGGGCUGUGCGACUGAAUCCGCCUGCAACCUGCAUCUCAAUAUAUUGGGGAACAUAGAGAUCCGCACAAAAUGCAAGGGCACAAGCAGUGGGAGCUCCCCACUGAAGUCUGUCUCCUCAGCUACCCUCGCCAGUCUUUUCCUGCUGAAAGUCUUGCUUUGAUUGUGGGCACUGGAAAGCCCAUAAUUCAGUAAACCUGUAAAUGUUAGAGGCCUUGGAUGGUUCACUUUCCCCAAUCUUUCCCCACAAGGACAGGAUUAAAAAGCUGGUGUUUCCAUAAAUAUGUGUAGAAUUACUCAUCUGCAGUUACAUUUUAGAAGUGCUCCUCUUUCCCUCAUGGUUGCUUGCAGCACUGCCCAGGGGUCUGCGAGGGCAUCUCUGUGAUCCCUCCUUCAUCACAGCCCAAGUCCUCAGCACUGUUCUGCACAGUUUCUCUCCUUCGAGGGCAAUAAUGUGGAUGAGCGAUUCAGAGCUCCAAAGGGUCCCUUCCCACAGUUCAUAAACUCCCAGGUUCAACUAACACACACACACACACACCUAGAACACACGUGUGGAAUUCCUGCCUUGCACUCUGGAUGCUUCCACCUCCAAGAGUGAGCAGGCACAGGACUCAGGCUUGUGAGGUGGUUCUGAGCCCAAGGCCCCAGUGCGGAGGGCCAGUGCUAGAGUUCCCAGGACUGCUCUGCUUGCUCCUGUGUCUGGGCUCCAGCAGCCCUGUUCAUACUCUGUGUCACCUGGGAAGAGACUGGGAACCAGAGAGACACAGCCUUUACAGAAUCCAGACCUGUGCUGCUGCUGACCUCACAACGAAGCAACCUCUUGGUUGCGCAUGUCAUCAUUCUCCAAACUCAGCUUAUCUCCUACUGGGUGCAGCUCAUCUCCCAACACAGCCCUGGAGAAGAGCAUGUCCUCACUGUCAUUUUUAUAACUAGAAGGUUCGUAAAGCCAGAACUACUCCAGUGCGUGUCAGGCCCCAGGGCUUUCUGCUCCAGGUUUUCUUUUCUGUCUGGUCAGAGACAUCCUAUACCUCUUAAACUCUGAGCAGCCUUUAAGGUUGGGGUCCCUGCUCUUCAGGGCUGCAUCCGGAGCCCUUAACACAUGCCCCUCCAUGUCUGUCCUGCUGCUGCUGCCUGUGUGGGAUGUGCUCAGCACCCCAGAGAGAGCCGAGCCUCAAACUGAGAAAAGUCAGUCCUGGAACUUAUCACCCAAAACUACAAAAGAUGACUGAAUAAUAUGGUGAAUGUUUAAACUUUAAAAGAAGAGACUUAGCCAAGAACCAGAGUGUAUUUGAAAAAAAGGAGUGAAUUUUGAGGGGAAUGAAAGGCAAGUUUUCUUUUACUGUCAUGAAUAAGAAAACAAAUUUUUAACAUUCGCAAUAUAUUUUGAUUGCACCUCCCCUGUCUCAUCUGUGGCAGCCCACAGGCCUGAAGCUAUUCCUGCCAGUUGUACAGACUCAUUCAUUUUCAUUGCAUUGACAGUAUCAGACACCAGCCCACAGCAUUUCAUUGUCUUUUGCCACCUGAGCAGUGCAACUGAAAUAAUAUCCUCAGACCCAUGAGUUAGUCCUUCCCUCCCUGCAUGUAUACAUUAGUGCCCCAGAAGGAAGCAGGCAUAUGAAAGAGCCUAUCCUGAGGACCCUCUGCCACCAGGGUGGAGUCCCAGUGAGCCAAGGGAGGGCAUAAACUAUACCCAUCAUUCUUUCAUCACCCUGGGAAGCUCAAUUCAGAGGAACUCCGGUGCCUGGAUCAUCCCUUUGCAUUGUGUUACAGUCAGUCAGUGUGGAAAGCAUUUUGGACAAAAUCAGCCCAUCUCAAGAAACCUCUGAAAGUGAAAUGAAAGCAUAGUCUCAGACCCCAACCCACCGAGAACAAGUGCAGGAGACAUUGACAUGGAAGAUCUUGGAAACUGCACCACUGAAAUUUCUAAAUCCAUGACAACUGUGGUAAAGAAACAGUUCUAUGAGACUACUGUGGAAACCACAUCAGAAACAAUCUUUCAGGUAAAAAAAAAAAGAAAUGACAAACAUUAUGAAAGAAAUAUUGUGCAUAUCUAAAGAUGUAAAUUUUAAAAAUAGAAAAAUAUUUUAAAAAUCAAGGAAAACUUAAAUGAACAGUAUAUGAAAAAAAGAAUGUGUGAAACACAUUGAAGGAGGCAGUCAGGAAAUUAAAAAUUCCAUUAAAUAUGACAAAAUGGUUUGAAUAAAGCUGAGGAUUGAGAGCUGAAGACUGACAGCUAAAGACUGACAGCUGAAGAUUCACAGCUGAGUUCUACAAGAAAUUCAGAGAUUUCACACCAAUAUCCCUCAUUCUCUUUAAUGAAAUUAAAAGGGAACUAACUCUCCCAAAUUCAUUCCUACAGGCAAGUAUUACCCUGCUACUAAAACCAGAAAACUACAGGCCAAUCUCCCUAAUGAACAUAAAUGCAAAAAUCCUCAAUAAAAUGCUACCAAAAAGAAUCCAGUAAAUUAUUAAGAUGAUCGUACAACAUGACCAAGUGGGACUUAUCCCAGGAAUACAGGGAUGGCUCAAUAUACACAAAUCAAUAGACAUAAUACUUCAUAUUAACAAACCCAUGAAAAAAAAUCAUGCGAUCAUCUCAGUAGAUGCAGAUAAAGUUUUUAAUAAAAUCUAACACUCAUUCACGAUAAAAACCCUACUGAAAAUCUAAAUAGAUGAUAUCUAAGUCAAUCUGAAAAAGCCAUGUAUGACAAUCCCACAGUCAAUAUCAUACUACAUGGACAAAAACUGAAAGGUUUCACUCUAAAAUCAGGAACAAGACAAAGAUACGCGCCAUCACCACUGUUGUUCAAUAUAGCUCUUGACACAUUAGCUGGAGCAAUUAGAUAAGAGAGAGAAAUAAGAGGAAUAAAGACAGGAAAGGGUGAAGUUAAAUUAUCCUUAUUUGUAGAUGGCAUGAUACUCUACCCAGAAGAUCCCAAAACUGCAACAGAAUUCUAGACUUAAGAAGCAAACUCAGCAGUGUAGCUGUUUACAAAAUCAACACUCAAAUGUCAGUAACAUUACAUACAUACCAACAAACUCACCAAGAAAAAAAUUAGGGAAACUACAUUCUUCACAAUAACAUCCCAAAAAAUGAAAUACAUAGGAAUCAACCAGACAAAGGAACUCAAAGAUUUGUACAUUGAAAAUUACAGUACUCUGAAAAAAGAAAUUAAAGAGAUAUUUACCAAAUGGAAAGAUGAGUAACUGAUGUUACUCAUGGAUAUGAAUAACCAACAGUUAUGGUUUGUGUCUUGGCCUCUUGCACUCAUGGAUGCUGCUGAAUCUAGUAUUUCUGAUUGGCUUGUUGUCCAGUGCUGGGAUUGGUAGUGUGAGUGCUGUACCCGCCCAGGGCUGGAGCCAGCACACGAUGUAAGGGAAGGGAAGAGACUGCCUUCCUUUUUGCCCUUUAGCUUCUUGUCAGUUGGGGCCACCAUGAACACCUGCACCUCAGCCACACCUCCGUGCCUUCCAGACAGCUCAGUGUGGACUGAAACCUCCGAAACUGUAAUUUAAAUAAACAUUUCUUUGCUUCA